AUGUCUUUCCAGCUUUCAGCUCCAGUGCCCUUAAGUGAUAAUUCGGAAAGCGUAUUGACCAAGACAAUUGGCGAGUCGUUGAAAGUUGAGGGUGAUUUGUCGCAUGUAUUUGAGGUGGACAAAACAGUCGACUUUAUUCGCUCAAACGGUUAUAAGUCUGUAGCUUUACAAUUUCCUGAUGAACAUCUCGCAGAUGCUGGUCGUGUAGCAUCGCUGAUUUCUAAGCAAGUGGAUGCUACUGUUCAAGUACUUGCUGAUACAAAUUACGGAAGCUGCUGCGUCGAUGAAGUAGCUGCUGAACACAUGUUUGCAGAUGCCAUUGUGCACUAUGGAAGAGCAUGUCUUUCUCCUACAUCCAGACUUCCUGUUCUUUAUGUAUUUGGAAGACUACCAAUUGAUGCGAACAAAAUAGUUACCAAUCUCACAGAGAAGUUCCCUCUUGACAGUCCAAUUUUGAUCGUUAGCGAUACUCGGUGGUAUUAUUGUCAAGAUCUUAUUGUUCAAAAGAUGAAAGAAGCUGGCUUCAAAACGAUCAUUGCGUCCACAUUAGUUAAACGAGAAGAACCUGAUUUGGAAUUGGAAGCCUGUACAACCAUCCCAGGACGCCUUUUUCGUUUACCAGAAAAUCUUACGCUAGCCGAUGUUUCUUUGGUUUUUGUAGGACCUGACUCUCCCACAUUAACAUCCAUUUUGAUGUCCCAUUACUCAGUUGUUAAAGAUUUUUGGUCUUUCGAUCCUAUAAAGGGGACAAUAACUGAAGAAUCCUCAUUCGGCGGUGCCAAACUUCGAAGACGUUAUGCUUUGGUGCAGAAAUGUCGAGAUGCAGGUGUGAUUGGUAUCAUCGUUGGUACUUUGGGUGUCUCGAAUUAUCUAAAUGUAUUAGAUAGACUUCGAAAGAUUAUUCUUAAUGCUGGUAAAAAGCCAUAUAUUUUGGCCAUUGGAAAAUUGAAUCCUGCAAAGUUGGCCAACUUCCAAGAAAUAGAGUGUUUUGUUUUAAUCGCUUGUGGUGAAAACAGCUUAAUUGAUAGUAGGGACUUCUAUCGCCCAAUUGUCACUCCCUUCGAGUUAAUGAAGGCGCUUUCAUCUGAUACUUCCUGGUUAAAUGAAUGUGUAUUAUCAUUUGAUCGUGUGCUUUCAUUGACAGAAGAACAAGAAAGCAAUACUGAAAAGAACGACGCUUUACAUGAAGAAAGUGAAAGUCCUCAUUUCAGUCUCGUAACGGGUAAGCUUGUUAAUUCAGCACCUAUGAGGCAUGUAGAACUUUCCUUGGAUACCGAUGAAGAUAACACAGGAAAAUUGAACGAGGAUGGGUCUAGCGCCGUUGAAAAGCGUUCUAAACGGGAUCUUACAGUUAACGGUGUAUACUCGCCUGCUGCCGCAUAUCUCCAAUCUCGGUCAUGGACUGGUCUAAGUUCUGUGCCUGAGGAUGCCGCUCCAAGCAAGCUUUAUCAAGGGCAAAAGGGAAUUGCCAAAGGAUAUGUCGGUGAAGGCGAUAAAGGGGAUAAAAAUGAUGAAAAAUGCUCUGAUUAA
This is a messenger RNA of Schizosaccharomyces osmophilus, 1530 nucleotides long. RefSeq names its product diphthamide biosynthesis protein Dph2 (gene dph2). The coding region runs from base 1 to 1530 and encodes 509 amino acids. NCBI's taxonomy places the organism in Eukaryota, Fungi, Ascomycota, Schizosaccharomycetes, Schizosaccharomycetales, Schizosaccharomycetaceae. Gene Ontology annotation, biological process: protein histidyl modification to diphthamide. The record is from RefSeq and is a predicted model, not a curated record. Gene Ontology annotation, molecular function: 2-(3-amino-3-carboxypropyl)histidine synthase activity. The transcript has 4 exons.